UGAGAACCAACUUUAAGGACGCUAAGACCCUAUAUAAGGUCCCAGGGAAAGAACAUCCUGUAUUCCUGGAAAGUCCAGUCUGAACCAUGGCUGCACGUCAAGAUAUCACCAGUGAGGGGAAAGCUGUUGCAAACAUGUACCCCCAAAAAAUACUGGAAUAUUUGGACGGCUUUAUGGUCUCCAAGACGAUGUUUGCUGCCUGUGAACUGGGGGUGUUUGACGUGCUGUUGGCUGCAGAGCGCCCCCUCUCAGCAGAGGAGAUCAGUGAGGCAGUGGGUGCCAGUCUGGAUGGAACCAAGAGGUUGCUGGCUACGUGUGCAGUCUUGCAGCUGCUCAACACACAUCAGGAUAAUGAACAAGUUUUAUACAGUAACACGGAGGAGACUCAGGUCUUUCUUACUCGUUCCAGUCCUUUGUCCCUCAGCCUUUUCAUCCAGUACUUCUCCAGAACCAUCUACGUCUACUGUCAAUAUAUCACUAAUGCUGUCAGAGAAGGAAACUGUCAGCAUGAGAAGGCUUUUGGGGUCAGCUCAAAGGAUCUGUUUCAAGCUCUGUACAGGGAUGAUGAGGAGAUGGUGAACUUCAUGGAGUUAAUGAAUUCUAUCUGGAAAGUCUGCGGCAAAGAAGUAAUCACAGCCUUCGAUCUUUCCCCUUUUAAGGACAUCUGUGAUAUUGGAGGCUGCACCGGAGCAUUAGCCAAGCAUUGCACGUCAGUCUACCCAGAAUGCUCUGUGACGAUCUUUGACCUCCCCAAGGUGGUGCGCAUAGCGCGGGAACGCUUUGUCAACGAGGGCGAAGAGAGGAUAAGCUUCCUUGAGGGGGACUUCUUCAAAGAUGAUCUGCCGGCAGCUGACCUCUAUAUUGUUUGCAGAGUCCUCCAUGACUGGACUGACGAACACUGCAUAGAGCUGCUCCGUGGAAUCUACAAAGCCUGCAAACCAGGAGGUGGUGUGCUGGUGGUGGAGAUGCUGAUAAACGAGGAUGGAUCUGGCCCACUGACGGCCCAUCUCCACUCCCUGAUCAUGCUGUUGCAGACGGAGGGCAAAGAGAGGUCAGGGUCUCAUCAUGCUGCCCUGCUAACAGCUGCUGGCUUCACCAACAUCCAGUACCGAUACACUGGAAAACUCUACGAUGCCGUCCUGGGUCACAAAGAGAAAUAG
This is a messenger RNA of Nematolebias whitei (Rio pearlfish), 1160 nucleotides long. RefSeq names its product acetylserotonin O-methyltransferase (gene asmt). Lineage: Eukaryota; Metazoa; Chordata; Actinopteri; Cyprinodontiformes; Rivulidae. Gene Ontology annotation, molecular function: acetylserotonin O-methyltransferase activity. The record is from RefSeq and is a predicted model, not a curated record. The transcript has 8 exons. Gene Ontology annotation, biological process: melatonin biosynthetic process; methylation. The coding region runs from base 87 to 1160 and encodes 357 amino acids.